This is a messenger RNA of Lichtheimia ornata, 2019 nucleotides long. RefSeq lists its product as uncharacterized. Gene Ontology annotation, molecular function: protein binding. The record is from RefSeq and is a predicted model, not a curated record. Lineage: Eukaryota; Fungi; Mucoromycota; Mucoromycetes; Mucorales; Lichtheimiaceae. The transcript has 2 exons. Bases 1 to 2019 code for a protein of 672 amino acids.
AUGACGAUCCCAGUUGACUCCAUUGCUGUCGACAAUCUACGCAUGGCGGCAUCUCAAGGCGAACACGAUCGCGUCAUUACGGAUUCCAAAGACAUCUGCAAACAACUUUUGAAUCUCCAUCUCCAAACUCUCGACAUUCAGGCUCGAUCGUAUGUUGCUUGUGCCAGGAUCGCCAAAGCUUUGGAUAUUGCUACUACAAUACAACAAACGGACCCAGCAUCAGCACUUGGAUAUUUGUGUCAAGGAUACAUCCAUACGCAACAAGGACGCUUCUUGGCAGCAGCACGUGUCUAUGAUACAGCCUUACAGCAUGUUUCCACGGAUGAUCCGUUUUAUGAUAGGCUUCAAAAAGACAAAGAAAUGGCGUUGGAGCGAUCAACCAGGAGAAUGGAUUUGGUUGCGAGAUUACCUAAUGAUGUCAGUUACAGUAUCUUCGGGUUGGUGUUUGCUGGGUGCCGAUAUGAGGAGUAUUGCCAAUAUUUGCUGGUAUCAUCGACAUGGCGCCAAUGCAUCUUCCAUUCAGACCAUCUUCAAGUUAUCAUUGAGGACGAGGUGCCAUUUGAGAAAACCAAUUCAGUGAUUGUCGAAUCAUUUCAGCAUCUACGAUCUAUCGAAUAUCGCACCUGUGGCGUUCCAUUUUACAUGUUGUUCAAAUCACCCAACUAUUUCAACUCAUUGACAUCCUUAUUCAUUGAACAAUCACCCUUGGGAAAAGUGGAUGAAGCCAUCAGCACAUUAUGUUCCAUCGGCAGCACGUUGACAACAUUGAUACUAAGAGAUUAUUCACGUCUGGAUCAGCCGUUGUAUUUGAAUGAUAUCUUGAAAAGUUGCCCGCGUUUGGUAUCUCUUGAUUGCAUCACUGAUAUCCGGCUAUCACCACUCGAAGCGACCUUUCCAGCGUUGUUACAUCUUACAUUGCACCCAGUUAUCCAGCUUAUUGACAACAACCUUUUGAUGGAUAUCCUACCAUGGCUCCCUUCCUUGCGACACCUGGAUCUAAGCAAUGUACCCACCUCUACGCCAAUGGGUGUGAUCAAUGCCUCAUGUCGAUCGCUGCAAUGUCUGCGUUAUAGCGACGGCAAGGUGUCCUUCAGGCGACGACGUAUUGUCUCUUCACCAACCCAUGGAUUACGCGAGCUCAAUAUCAGCAACACAAUACACAACUACUCUUUGGAUAAUAUUCAACAACUUUUGAUCAGCCAUCAUGAUACCUUGGAAACACUGUUCAUUGACCUUCGUGCUGGUACAAGCCGCUCUCAAUCGUUGUAUGAUGUUAUCAACAAGAACGAUGACAUUCGGUUCGGCAAUUUGACAAUCUUAUAUGUAAAGUGCAUGUCCAAUACCAGGGGUGACAAGCUCUACCUUGACAUGAUGACAUGGGUCGUACAACGGGCUCCUUUUCUGAAAAGGGUUGUAUUGAGUCGAUAUGCUGUCUAUCCACCUUUGAUGCGUGCCAUGGCACAAUGCGUUUGUCUCAAGUCUCUGGUUACUGAUUCGCUCAUGCGCUUUAUACCAGAAGAUCGUCCCGAUGAUUAUGAUCAUGUUUUUGCACAAUUCAUCAAGGAUCAUGUUGACUUUUUGGCCAAUCGUGGUGGUUCUCGCUUGCAAACGCUCCAUGUGGGAAUGGUAAAGAUCGAGGACACGAUGGUGCAAGCGAUUGGUGGAUUGAAGUGUCUCAAGGUCCUUAUACUGGGUUCGUGUCAUUCCAUCAAUACGUCCUUUAUUCCGUUGUUUCAGACGUUAAGCGGUGGUUGUCACGAUUUGCAUACAUUGUAUCUUCGUGCCGGCAUCUAUGGUCAACUCACGAUAUCCAAUGACAUUCUCUACCUCUUGCAUGGUUUUUGCAACCUCCAAAUACUUCAUACUGUGGCCGACCUGAGUGAAGCAACCAUAGGAGCAUUAGGCCUUCGACAAUGCCCUCAUCUCAAUCACGUGGUGCUCCACCGAUCAAAACUUCACAAGGAGGUUAUAAAGGUGCUCAAGGAGACUAUUCAAUUUGUACGUUGUGUAGAGUAUUAG